AUGGGCCCCAUUGUCCUCCCGAAGCGUCUGUGGGUCCAGCUGCCGCCGGGCCUGGAGGUGGUGCUGCUGCAGCCCGGCGGUGCGCAUCCAACCCACGUGCGACGAGACCUCAGCAUCCCCACCUACGGGCUCCGACAGUCCAUCUUGCUGAACACCAGGCUUCAAGACUGCUAUGUGGACUCACCAGCUCUCACCAACAUAUGGACGGCCAGAAAGCGUGCAAAGCAGAACACACGUGCCCCCGCGCCGAGUACCACCUCUUCUUGGGAAGUUGUAAAGAAUCCACUGAUUACCAGUUCCUUCUCCCUGGUGAAGCUAGUACUCAGGAGACAACUGAGGGAUGAAUGCUGUCCCAUGCCGUGCAAGUUUGAAGAAGCAAAACUCUCGAAGGGAUUUCAGGCCAAGGACAACUCGGCGAUGAAAGCCGCGCAACAGCACAGGACUGGAAACUCCAUUAGUUCUAAGAGCAGGCGGCCAGCGGGACAGCGGCCUGGCUUCUCUAGGUGCAAGAGGCCUGCAGGAGGCAUCAGCGAGAGUAAAGAAAGUUCAAAGGAGAAAAAAGGAACCGUCCGCCAAGAUCUUGAGGACAGAUAUGCUGAACAUGUGGUCACCAGCCAAAUGCUACCCUGGGACAGUGGGACAGCAGCCUGGAAGGGCCAGGCAUUCCUUCCUGAGUCCAGAAAGAGACAGCCACUGCCAGAGGACACGCUCACCAUCCAUGGCCUCCCCACAGAGGGUUACCGGGCUCUGUACCACGCUGUGGUCGAGCCCAUGCUGUGGACUCCCUCGGGGAGUCCCAGGAGGUACAGCUUGGAGCUGGGCAAGGCCAUUAAACAGAAGCUCUGGGAGGCCCUGUGCAGUGAGGCCGCCAUCCUCGAAGGCGAUCAGGAAGACCCGUCGCCAGACAGGAAGCGACCCCACGUCAGUGAGAAGCCUGUGCAGAAGAAAUGGCCCAAGUUAAAGAGCGAGAGAUAG
This is a messenger RNA of Orycteropus afer afer, 975 nucleotides long. It is a transcript of the gene CUNH22orf31, whose product is annotated as chromosome unknown C22orf31 homolog. The coding region runs from base 1 to 975 and encodes 324 amino acids. The record is from RefSeq and is a predicted model, not a curated record. The transcript is spliced from 3 exons. Lineage: Eukaryota; Metazoa; Chordata; Mammalia; Tubulidentata; Orycteropodidae.